AUGUUUCGUUCGCUGCUCUCGUUUGGUGGUGCCCCGCGGGAGCCGGAAUACAUCUUUCCAACUGUCAGGCCAGAGGAGGAUGGGCCUGAUUGUCGUCAGGACUGUGCGGACUGCACUGUCAAGUAUCCCAAGUUCAAGAUUGAUGAGUCUAAACCGUUGUAUGGGCAUAUCAAAGCAUACAGCACUCAUGUUUUGGUUGCCACGGGGCAGUCUGAUUGGAUUGAGAAGGUGAAGAAUGACAAGGGGAGUUUGAUGGAGGCGUUUGCGCAGAAUUCUUCGAGGUCUAAACAUGGAAAAAUCAUGGUCUCCGCAUCCAACCUGCAAAGUCCCGAGGACCCUGCAGAGUCAGACGCAGACUCGGACGCAGAGAGAAAAAGCACUGUCCUGCUCCUCCCCUCAUUCACCUUCAUUGAUUCCGUCCGCUACACCGACGUCCCGGAGCUAAUCGAUCGCUUCAUCAACUCAUCCCCCGACCCGCAAGCCAAUGGCCACGACGGUUCUCAAAUGACCCCCCGAGCCUGUCCCCACGACUAUGUCAUCCUGCUCUGUUCCCACAGACGCCGCGAUGCCCGUUGUGGUAUCACCGCACCUUUAAUCAAAAAGGAACUUGAACGCCAUUUGCGAGCUCUGGGUCUAUACCGCGACGACAGCGACGAAAGACCCGGUGGUGUUGGAAUUUAUUUCGUGUCGCACGUUGGCGGGCACAAGUACGCCGCGAACGUGCUAGUGUAUCGCAAGCAGGAACAGCAGAUGAUCUGGCUUGCCAGAGUGAGGCCGGAGCAUUGCGAGGGAAUCGUCCGGUAUACCGUGAUGCACGGCAAGGUGGUGCAUCCCGAGUCACAGUUAAGGGGAGGAUUCGAUCGGUUGCGGGGAGUGACUAGCUGGUGA
Aspergillus chevalieri is the source of this 888-nucleotide messenger RNA. RefSeq names its product sucrase/ferredoxin-like domain-containing protein. The transcript is spliced from 2 exons. Lineage: Eukaryota; Fungi; Ascomycota; Eurotiomycetes; Eurotiales; Aspergillaceae. Bases 1 to 888 code for a protein of 295 amino acids. The record is from RefSeq and is a predicted model, not a curated record.